AAUUUAUGCCGGUAAUCCUUUAUCAAUCAGCCCAUGACGCGGCCAGACAUGUACAGGUACAGCAGCAGACUGCCAGUCUCCACCGCAGUACACAAUGGAUUAGUUGGGGUUUUUUGUGGCGUGUCAAGUGGCAAAAGGCAGUAGGUUGGGCUGCACUGGGCCUUAAAGCCUUUAUAAAAAACACCAUUACUAACCAUUCUCCAGCCAUUUAAAGUUGGUUCGGAAGUUGCUGAUAGAGAACUUUUGCCUGGAGAAUGGUGGACGUUGAAUGCCGGGCAGUCUCAUCGGUGACCAUUGACCAUCGGCUCUCUGUUCCCGUCCGCCUGCAGCUCUAAAAGGGCAGUACGCCGAAUUGAAGCGCAUAUCCCUCCUUGGUCCGGCAACGUGGUUUGCUCACUCGAUCAUAAAUUCCUCAUAAUGUUGCGGAGGCAAUAUUUGAAUUCCCACUGCAAACAAUAUCAGAUGUCCUGCUCCAGAAGGUUAAGUGCCUUGCUCGCCAGAGUUGAAGCAGGGAUCCGUGGAAUGCGUCCAUUGCCGUUGUGUUCUACGGCGCAUCCUGAGUACGGCUCGAUUACAAGUCUCUUUCUGUGCACUUCUUUUGCCCUUUUGUUGCUUCACGCCUCCCCCAGCGCAGGAUUUAAUGCACCCAGGUAUCAAACAGCCAGGAUGAAUUACAUGUGGACAGGCAACAAUCCCAACCAGCGGAGUUUCUCCAGCGGUCGAAUGGACAACCGGGGUCAGCUGUACGGCAGGAACGGCCCGACUGGCUACUUCGACAGACCGCGAUCCCAACCACCAGCUAACGGUGACCUCUUUCAUGACAGAAGUAACUCACGUUUCAGACAAACUUCGAUGACGGAUGCCCGCGGCGGACAGCCUAUCAUGCAGCCGCGGACGCGGUCCAGUUUUCAGCAAGACCAAUUUUCCAACACGGACAGAAGCGCGCGUCUAGGCGGACUCAGCGAUGUAGCCAGCGCCGCCGCUAACAAUGGCGGGACGCGCGGCGUCAAUGCCCGCCCUCGAGGUAGCGACGGAUCGGCGAAGCCCAAUACAGACGCCUGCAAUAACUGCGGCAAUAACGUGGUGAUCCGCACUCCUGAACUAAGCUCCGCCGGAGACACUAAGGACCGUCAAAACACGAAUCCAUCGCAGGCGCCCAUCCCCGCCCUGCCGAUCUCGGUUAACCCCAUCAACACGUUGAACGUCACCAGCGCGGUGAUCGCACCCACUCGCACCCCGGGUCCGCUGGGAGCCAACGAGCGCUUCGUCAGCAACCGUAUGGCCGGUCGCGCCGACCCCAGUCCCAGCGAUGCCACCAAUCAGGGCACUAGUGUCUCUUUCUCCUUAAAUGUUAUGCGACAAGGUAUACGACAGAUCAACCCCAACAGGAUCACUGCCCCGGCCCCCGCGGCGGUAGCUUCCACAGAAACCAGCGCAGGACUCUCUGUGAGCCCGGGAACGGUAACGCAAACAGUACCGUCGGCGCAACUGUUCGCGCUCAGCACCACCACACAGCCACCAAACAAUCAGCUAAUAAACUCUUCUGACAUUUUCAAUUCAACAUCGCCGCCGUCGCUCGACAGCACGGUGUUAGCCGUGAAUAGUAGCACAACGCCAGCCCCACCACCCGCGGCCGCUGGUUUUGUGGAUGCCUGCCAGUUGUUUUUUGGUUCGUGGCCGAUGCCGUGCGCAGCUCAGUCUCGGCAACCGGCAGUGCGCAGCUUCCCUGGCCAGCCCGUUUACCCGUUUCUGCUCCAGCCACCUCUCCAAGGGCCCUUCAUGUAUGGCAGCCAGCCUGCGUUUCCAGUUUAUGGCUACAAUAUGCAACCGCGUUUUCCAUUCUAACGAAAUAUCGAUUUGGUACAUGUUUGCCGUUGCGGCUCUGCGAAUGCUCUGCUGUAUGACCCUGGUAAUGUACCUGUAUGGAAAAGGAAUGCACUUAAUCUGGUAUAUCAACAUUCAACAACCGUUAUUUAUUUUUUUGGCAUAUUUUGCAAAAAGCCUUCGCUGUAGAAUAAACUUCAGUUCACA
Paramacrobiotus metropolitanus is the source of this 2031-nucleotide messenger RNA. RefSeq lists its product as uncharacterized. The record is from RefSeq and is a predicted model, not a curated record. Lineage: Eukaryota; Metazoa; Tardigrada; Eutardigrada; Parachela; Macrobiotidae. The transcript has 2 exons. The coding region runs from base 418 to 1845 and encodes 475 amino acids.